Molecule: messenger RNA, 831 nt
Organism: Aegilops tauschii subsp. strangulata
Lineage: Eukaryota; Viridiplantae; Streptophyta; Magnoliopsida; Poales; Poaceae
Source: RefSeq, a predicted model, not a curated record
GGUUUCACCCUCGCAUAUAGACGACGGUAAGUCCAUGACUAGAAUGGAACAGCUGACCGGUGAGCAGGAGGAGCUGUGCCUGGAGCUCACCCUCCGCCCCAUGGCGUCCGAGCCCCGCCCCGGUUUCUUCCUCUGCGUGUACUGCAACCGCAAGUUCGUCACCUCGCAGGCGCUCGGCGGCCACCAAAACGCACAUAAGCACGAGCGCAACGUCGCCAAGCGCCGCCGGCAAGCCGCUGCCGCUCGGCAGGGUGCGCCUGCUGCAGCGCCGGACGAGAGGCUGCCCUGGCACGGCGGCGGUUUCAUGUCUGCGGCCUGGACGGCUGCUCCUGCUGUCAAGGCGCACAAGCACGGCAGGAGCAGGCCGGAGCACGGUGGCGCCGUGGUCGACGUCGACUUGUCUCUUCGUCUAUGAUAGGUCUGCUAACUGGUCCCUGAUCUCCAGAUGCACUAGUUCACCGUCGCGCAUCCGCUAGCUCUUUCGGUAUGUUAAAAGUCCUCUUUGGUGACUACAAGCACGUGAAACUGCUCCUAUAUGUUUGUGGGAGUAUCUUGAUUAGCUUGACACAUGUCAAGUAAAUGAUUUGCUUGUGUCAACCUCGUGUGUCCGUUUGAUCCAUAUGUUCUUCUUUCAGUUGAGUUUCUCUUAUGGGAUUCCUUGACCAGAUAGACAGUUUGGUCACUAUAUAGAGAAGGCAAGGAGAUUUCAAUUUUUCUUGUUUUCACCAUUCUACUACUCUUCUGUUAAUUGUUGCUUUCAUUGCUUCGCUUAUUCAAGUGACUCAGAUGCAGUACUGUAUAUUGCAUGUGAGAAUUCCCUCACUAUUUCAA